UCGAGGACUCGAAGCUGGCCCAGGGCCACCAUGGCGCCAGCGGAUCGAGAGAUCUCCGUCUCCAGAGCCUUAGGAUCAACGGGAUCGAGACCCGGCCGUAGAGAAUGUGGCCCCAGCCCGGACACAGCCUGAGGUUACUUCUGAUCAGGCUAUGCAUGACACUAUGGCCAGAGUCGUACUUCAUCUAGAUGCCCAGUAGGCUGCCGCUGGUGUUACUACUCCUAGCGGAGGUUCACAGACCAGAGUUGGGGCGCUAGACCCCUUAGCAGGGACCUACUCGGGUAGCACACCCCGCUGCAGCUAUGUCUCCCCGUAUUGAUGCGGUACCCGCUCUUGGUGAUGAUUUUAGGACCAUGGAGGGUGCUAUUAUGACCGUGCCUGAUCAGGAUCUUAUUUGAAGGUUCAGGAAGUUAGAGCCGCCAAGGUUUUCGGGUACUUCUUCUGAGGAUUCUUAUGAGUUAAUUCUGGAUAUGCAUGAGUUACUACAUAGGAUGGGGAUCGUGGAGGCCCAUGGAGUUAACUAUGUACCCUACCAGUUUCGCAGCGACGCGAAGACUUGGUGGAGGUAUUUUGUGGCUUGCAGACCUAAGGGUUCCCCUCCCCUGACUUGGACUCAGUUCUACCGGGCCUUCCUUGAGAAGUAUGUGCCCCGGUCUUUGAGAGAGGCGCGUAGGGAGGAGUUUUUACAUCUACAGCAGAGGGGAAUGACUGUGGAGGCCUAUGUGACUCGUUAUCUGUGUCUGGCCCGUUAUUCCACCCCCUUGAUCCCUAUUGAGCCUGAUAGGAUUAGGCAUUUAUUAGUGGGUUGGUCGGUCCUCUUCAGAUUCCUUGCCUUCAAAUGGAGGCCAUGGGGGAUUCCUUCCAGCACAUCGUCGAGCAUGUUUCUUUGGUUGAGGCCGCUAAGGCCCAUGCAUUUGGAGGUGGUGGUGACAAGAGACCGCGUCAGACGGGGAGUUAUGGUGGUUCUAGUUUGAGGGGCGCCGAUCAGUCUUCUAGGCGUUAUCAGCCGUAUUUGGGCCGCCCUAUGCACUCAGUUUUGCAGGCUACUUCCAGUGAUCUACCCAGCCAGGGAGCUUCUGAGAGUUCAUUUUCUAGACCAGUAGACAGGGUUGUUUCCUCCGGGUCCUCAGCUUCAGUUUAUCAGCCUUCGUCCCCUCUGAUCUAUUUUUCAUGUAGAGAGGUUGGACAUAUUUCUAGGAGGUGUUCCCGACCCAGACGGGAUUAUCAGCCACAGAGGACUCCAACAUCGUCUGCUGGUAAAGGUGGUGAUUCUCAGAGGGGCGGCGCUCAGUCAGGCCACGGUGGUUCUCAGGGUUUCAGAGCUGGAUCCCACGCAGCUAGAGGUGGAUCGCAGAGUGCGAGAGGGGGAUCUAAGACUGGACAUGGUGGGUCCCAUUGUUACUCAUUUUCGAGUAGGCCCGAGGCAGAGGCCUCAGAUGCUGUUAUUGCAGAGUUCCAGGUUGGGUCUCUUCUGUCUCUCGUGGCAGAUAGUCGCUAUCAGGACUGCAUCGAGUUUACAGGGUGAGCACGAGACGUUCACUGCCUUGAAGACUCCUCUUAUUAUGUCUUACUAUUUCUAUUCCAAGACAUAGAUAGAUUUGAUGUAUUUUUAUAUUCCAGACUUGUAUAAUUUCACUUAGAAGCUCUUAUAUGGCUUAGGUCAGACCCUGGGGGUAUUUUCCUUAUUUUCGCACUAUUUCUAUUAUAUAUUAUUGUGAGACUUAUGU
Lycium barbarum (goji berry) is the source of this 1727-nucleotide messenger RNA. RefSeq lists its product as uncharacterized. The coding region runs from base 839 to 1525 and encodes 228 amino acids. The record is from RefSeq and is a predicted model, not a curated record. NCBI's taxonomy places the organism in Eukaryota, Viridiplantae, Streptophyta, Magnoliopsida, Solanales, Solanaceae. The transcript is spliced from 2 exons.